Eucalyptus grandis is the source of this 2291-nucleotide messenger RNA. RefSeq names its product disease resistance protein RUN1-like. Lineage: Eukaryota; Viridiplantae; Streptophyta; Magnoliopsida; Myrtales; Myrtaceae. The record is from RefSeq and is a predicted model, not a curated record. Gene Ontology annotation, biological process: defense response. Bases 82 to 2190 code for a protein of 702 amino acids. The transcript has 3 exons. Gene Ontology annotation, molecular function: protein binding.
GGUAGUUGGUUUCAAGCGGGAAGUAUAGUCAUUGUCACAACUAGAAACAAGAGCAUUCUUGAUGAGACUGGUGUAGGCUACAUGUACCAAGUCAACGAGUUGUCUCUAACUCAAUCAUUGAUAUUAUUUAGUAGACAUGCAUUUCGGAAGGAUUUUCCCCAAAGUGGUUAUCGGAUUCUCUCUCGUGAUGUCGUAUCUACUGCCGGGGGGCAUCCAUUAGCUCUUGAAGUGAUUGGUUCAUUCUUAUGUGGAAAGCCAAAAGAAGUAUGGGAAGAUACAUCGAAGAAAUUAAAGAAAGUGCACGAUAAGAAAGUCCUAGAGACUUUGAGUAUAAGUUAUGAAGCAUUAGAUCAUCAGGUGCAACAGAUAUUUUUGGAUAUUGCAUGUUUUUUUAUUGGAUCAUCUAAACAAAGUCCAACUUACAUGUGGGAUGCAUGUGAUUUUUUCCCAGAGAAUGGGAUUGAAGUAUUGUGUCUUAUGUCCUUAAUUAAAAUUGAUAAAGACGGCAAGCUACCGAUGCAUAAUCAAGCGAGAGAUUUUGGAAGGGAAAUUGUUCGCCUAGAAAAUCAAAAGGAGCCUCAAGGCCGUAGCAGAUUAUGGAUUUAUGAGGAAGCCAUCAAGGUGCUUGACAACAACAAGGCCACUGGUAAGAUUGAAGCCCUUCGUCUAGACAAAUUUGGUUGUAGAAGAAGCUACGCAGGUGAAAUAUUUAAAGAACUGACCCAUUUGAGGUUCCUUCAAGUGAACACUGCGAAUCUUGUUGGAGAUUUCCUGAACUUGCUUCCUCAAUUAAGAUGGCUUCAAUGGGAGGAUUGUCCCUUGAAUUUCACAGCGGCCAACUUUCAUCUGAAGAAAUUAGUUGUGCUGGAUCUGUCGUGGAGUGGGAUUUCAGAGGAUUGGGGAGGUUGGGGUCCACUCAAGAUGGCAGCCCAGCUCAAAGUUCUCAACCUUCUGAAUUGUCGAUCUAUGAGAAGAACUCCUGAUUUGUCUGCUUUCAAAAGCUUAGAGAUUUUUUUGCUGGAAGGAUGUUGGCAUCUACAAGAGAUUCAUCCUUCUAUUGGUGACAUCAAGACCCUUGUCUCCUUGAAUGUCAAGAGUUGUAAGAGAUUGGAGGAGCUACCGGUUGGAGUAGGUAGAAUGGAAGAAUUGAGUGAGCUUAUCUUAGAUCAUACUAAUAUAAAAGAGAUUCCUAUUUCGAGAGGUUGUUUGAUGAAGUUGGAGAAACUAAGUGCCUCGUCUUGUAGACGACUAGCUCAACUUCCAGAAUCCAUGGGCUCUCUUGUGUCGUUAACUCUGUUGGACAUAUCUGGGACACGGAUUGAAGGCUUACCUAAAUCCAUUGGUUCUUUGAAGGAGCUCAAGACUCUUGAUGCCUCUAAUUGUGCAUCCUUAGGCUGCAUACCCAGCUGCAUAGGCCAUCUAGCAUCUUUGCAGUGCUUGUUAUUAUGGGGAUGCUCCUUGCUGAGAGAAAUUCCUGAUUCGAUCGGAAAGUUGGAAUUGUUGGCCGAACUACAUUUAGCAAGGACAGCAAUUGCAGAAUUACCUAGAAGCAUUGGGAAUCUGCAGAACUUGAGGAUCUUGGACAUUUGUCGAACUCGCAUAACAGAAUUGCCUGGUGCCAUCGGAAUGUUGACGAAACUCCAAGAUUUGAGAGCUUCAGGAUGCAAAAAUCUAGAAGGACUACCUAGUAAUAUGGGCGAACUGGUUUCGCUAAACAAGCUUAAUUUAGAGAAGUCGGACAUUACAAGCUUGCCAGAAAGCAUUUCUAAGCUGUCUUCUGUCCAAAACCUGAGUGUUCGAUAUUGCCAAAAGCUUCGAGGACUGCCAGAACUGCCCUUUGGCAUAACUGCUCUACGUAUCACCUGCCAGAGUCCAGCGUUGCCACAACUUUCCCAACUAACCCUUCUCAAGAAACUCACUCUUUCUGAUUGCCCUUGGCUUGAAUAUCUUCCAAAGCUUCCCAUUGGGCUAUCAAUGCUUUCUAUUACACGUUGUGGAAAAUUGAAAGCGGUGACGGAUUUGUCGAACUUGAAGCACUUAUCUGAAUUGUAUCUUGAGGAGUGCUACGAGCUAAUGGAAGUCACCGGUCUAGAACGUUUACAAUCUCUCCGUAACUUACGUAUACGAGAAUGCCCUAAUAUACCUUGGCUUGAUGGUGUUGAAUCCUGUGAUUCUUCAUCCUCAACAUGAUAUCGAGAAUUAUAAUUUUAGAUUAAUAAUUGUUUUGCAAGUUCUGUAUUUGAAGGUUGUGGUUGCUCGCAGGUCGUCUACUAACGUGUUUGUUUUGUUUA